This is a messenger RNA of Cyclopterus lumpus (lumpfish), 1449 nucleotides long. RefSeq names its product serpin peptidase inhibitor, clade F (alpha-2 antiplasmin, pigment epithelium derived factor), member 2b (gene serpinf2b). The transcript has 8 exons. Gene Ontology annotation, biological process: negative regulation of endopeptidase activity. NCBI's taxonomy places the organism in Eukaryota, Metazoa, Chordata, Actinopteri, Perciformes, Cyclopteridae. Gene Ontology annotation, molecular function: serine-type endopeptidase inhibitor activity. The record is from RefSeq and is a predicted model, not a curated record. Bases 1 to 1449 code for a protein of 482 amino acids.
AUGGACCUUCGUCUGACACUCCUGUUGAUCGCUCUCUGCAGCCCAGGAGUCACUAAUGCUCAAGUGGCAGAAAAUGAGUCAAUUCCUCUGGUGCCUCUUAUUCCCUUGAUGCCCAGCCACCACAGAGAGAAAGUAGAAAAUGAAAGUACAGCACAACCAGGACACGUGCAUACCACAGAAGCACCUGAACUUGCAACAGCCAUAACUAUUGGGCCAAACAGGAGCUCAUCAGAGGAAGAACAUGACGAAGAUUGUCUGUCUGUCGGCCGGAGCCAACAGUCAAGGGAGGCCAUCGCUGCAGCCAUUCAGAGACUGGGUGUGCAGCUGCUGCAUAACCUGGAGACAACGCCAGAGCAGCCAAAUGUCAUCAUAUCUCCUCUGAGCAUAUCAUUAGCGCUCUCCCAACUGGCUUUGGGCGCAGUAAAUGAGACAGAGGAGCUGCUGAUGCAUCAUCUACAUGAAAACACUCUCCCGUGCUACCACCAGUCGCUGCAUAACGUCUUAGCGCAGCUCAGAAACAAUGACCUGCAAAUUGCCACACGCAUCUUCCUGCGCCAAGGGUUUGAGCCAAAGCAAGAAUUUGUCUUUGAAUCCCGGAGGUUAUAUGACUCUGAACCAGCAGUAUUGGAGAGCCUGCAGCAGAUAAACAACUGGGUAGAGAAUGCUACAAAUGGAAAGAUGACCGACUUCCUGUCUGCUUUACCACCAAAUCUGCUCCUCAUGCUCAUCAAUGCUGUCCACUUCAAAGGAGAGUGGAAAGCUCGAUUUGACCCGCGCUUUACCUCUAGAGGCGUGUUCUACCUUGACAACAAGCGCAUGGUUGAUGUUGAAUUGAUGGAAGAUGCCAAACACCCCUUGAGUGUAUUUAUUGAUAAUGAUCUGGAGGCUCAGGUAGCGCGCUUCCCAUUCCUGAAGUCAAUGAGCUUGUUGGUGGUCAUGCCUAUGUCCGGCCAGGUGAAUGUGUCUUCACUUUCCACAAGGCUGAAUAUCUUGGACUUGUAUCGUCGUCUGCCCAAGGAGAGAGCUGUUCAAGUUAAAGUCCCCAAAUUCAAACUGGAGUAUGUUCAAGACCUGAAGGAUGUUUUCACUAAAUUGGGCCUCGGAGAUAUGUUUUCCAGUCCCAACUUGGCUGAUAUGGCAGACGGCCCUCUGCUGGUCUCCAGCGUGAUGCAUAAGUCCAGCAUGGAGAUAAAUGAGGAGGGUGCAGAGGCUGCUGCAGCCACCACUGUAGUCAUCUCACGGGCAUCGCACCCUGUUUUCCACCUCAACCAACCUUUCUUCUUUGCCCUCAUGGAUGAUAAAACUCAAGUGCCCAUUUUCAUGGGUGUCAUUAACAACCCAAAUCCUGGUGCUCCUAUUUUGGAGAGAGGAGAAUUUGGAAGCAAAGAUAAAGUGGGAUUCCCAAUUGAUAAAGAUGAUGUAAGCUCAUUUAGAGGCCCACCUAAGUAG